ACUCUGAUCAAGAUGCUUGACCUGCCCCCAGUCCUCCUAGUUGGCUAUGUCUUUGCCCUCGUGAUUGCAAUCUUAGCGACAUUCAUCGUCUGGUCUCGAACCGGGUUUCCUUCCCUCCCUCUUCCACCGGGUCCGAGGACAUCAUGGUUUGGAGGCGUAUCGUUACCCGUCAGUCAUCCUUGGCGAACUUAUGCAGACUGGCGGAGUGUUCAUGGCAAUAUCAUAUACAUGUAUACGUUCGGGAACCCAAUCAUCAUCAUCAAUUCUGACCAGGCCGCAACUGACCUCCUCGAAAAGCGAAGCUCGAAUUACUCGUCUCGGCCAGUGCGGACGAUGGUCCAGGAGCUAAUGGGUUGGGACUGGCUUUUCUCCUCCAUGCCGUACGGUGCGAGAUGGAAAAGUCAUCGCUCUCUUUUCCAGAAGCAUUUUCCCUUGACUGCCUCGCAGGACUAUCAUCCAAUACAGGAGAAAGAAGCCCGUGCGCUUCUUCGAAACUUAUCACGUAGCCCUGAGAAACUCAGUCAUCAUGUACGGAGGAACGCUGCAGCCCUAGUGAUGAGAAUCGCUUACGGGCACAAGGUCAGCGAAGAUGGAGACGUAUAUGUCACGAUAGCGGACCAGGCCAUGACCGGUCUCGCUCGGGCGGGUAUCUUCGGCACGUAUAUCGUGGAUUAUCUCCCACUUCUCAAGUAUAUCCCAUCAUGGGUUCCUGGUGCUGCAUUUCAAAAGCAGGCUCAGAGAUGGAAGCAAGCUUCCCAUGCGAUGAUCAACCAGCCGUUUGAUAUGGUCAGACAGAAGAUGGAGUCUGGUACCGCUGUGCCUUGCUUUACCACCACCGAACUUGAAGAGUGGUCUAGGGCAGGCCAGGACCCAGAGCAGCUGACCUUGAUUAAAAACGUUGCGGGUAUCUUCUAUGCGGGCGGUACAGAAACGACAGCCACUGCCAUCCUGACCUUCUUUCUCGCCAUGAUCAUGUUUCCUGAUUGUCAGCUGGAAGCACAAAAACAGCUUGAUAGCGUCCUAGGUCCUGACCGUCUCCCACAGUUCUCCGAUAGAUCCACUUUGCCUUUUAUAGAUUGUUUAGUAUGGGAAACCCUCCGCUGGAAUCCCGCAGUCCCUCUGGCACUGGCACGUAUCGCUGAUGACGACGAUGAGUAUGCAGGUUAUCGGAUACCUAAAGGUACAACUAUCCUUCCCAACGUCUGGGCCAUGUUUCAUGAUGAAACCAAGUUUCCAGACCCACUACGAUUUAGCCCGGAACGUUUUGAGGAUGAGAAAAAAAACCGAGACCUUGGCAUCAACGACCUCCCUCACGCCGCGUUUGGAUUUGGACGACGGGUAUGCCCUGGCAGAUGGCUUGCUCUGGACACCAUGUGGAUUACGAUUGCUUCUGUGCUCACUGUGUAUAACAUCUCUAAGACCGUGAGCAAAGAUGGCACCGUGAUCGAACCCGACGCAGAGCCCUUCACCUCGGGAUUGAUGAGUCGGCCCAAGCCACUGAAUAUAACAUUGACGCCUCGAUCUGAGGCAGCAUGUGCUCUCAUCAGGCAGAUAUCAGAAUGAUGUAUUGAAAUUAUGUCCUCUUCCGCAUCUCACGUUCUCUGGACUGAUUCCAACCGCUGUUGCUACAUAUCCAUAACUAUGGAAAAAUAUCUACCAAAUCCCUAACACGCUUGCGCUGCCGCCUGCUCC
Heterobasidion irregulare TC 32-1 is the source of this 1692-nucleotide messenger RNA. It is a transcript of the gene cyp53, whose product is annotated as cytochrome P450 monooxygenase 53. The transcript is spliced from 11 exons. The record is from RefSeq and is a predicted model, not a curated record. Gene Ontology annotation, molecular function: oxidoreductase activity, acting on paired donors, with incorporation or reduction of molecular oxygen; heme binding; monooxygenase activity. NCBI's taxonomy places the organism in Eukaryota, Fungi, Basidiomycota, Agaricomycetes, Russulales, Bondarzewiaceae. Bases 13 to 1563 code for a protein of 516 amino acids.